AAAACCUUCGGCAGUUCCAACACACCAUUCAUCCUUACGAUUGGAUAUAUUGCAACCAGUAGAAAAAAGGUCUACCCUUAUCCUCCUCUCCUCUGCGAAGCGGGAUGUCCACGAUCUCCGCAAGCGCUUCCAUUUUCUUCAUCCUGAGUGCCCUGCCAUCGACAGCCUUUGGCGGCGUGGACUUCCUUCAGGCCCCUGACCCUGUGAGCCGCCUGGAGGACCGCUUACGCUCCACCUACUUGGCGUUGCCACGAGACGGCGAGGGCCUGCCAGACUCGAGCGGAGUUCGCUACCUGGCCAGGCGCUACCUCGAGGUCGAGCACGGCUGGACCGUGAAGGGCCUCGACAUGGUGCCAUGGCUCCGCGACGGCCGCAACGCCAGCCAGUCGGCGGGGCUGCGCGCCUCUGAGCUGCUUGCUGGUGGUGGCGAACUUCCAACGUCAGGCCCUCUGCUCGUAGUCCUGUCCCCGGAGCCGAGGCGGGGAUUCACUCUGCGCGAGGCGGCUGAGGUCGUCCUUGCCCUCGAGGAGUUUGUGGCCAGCCACGAUGCCGCCCUCAUUGGUCGGGCCAUCGCGCUGUCGAAGAUGCCGGGCUUUUUCCGAGACGGGGCGAGGACGCUCUCCGACGGUGAGGUGGCUCUGUGGUUCUACGCCAUGCUGCUCCACACGAGCGACGCAGACGUACUGAGAGGACAACUCGAGCCAGCGAUUGUACUCCGAGUCAUGCAGGAGCUCAACCAACGGAGCUUGGGCCUCGCCGCGGACGCGGGGGUGCCGCUGCGGUUUAUCGUGGCCGAGGCGGCCCAGAAGGCCAUCGACAAGCAAGCCGAUGCGGAAUUGCAGCAUCCGGGUGCGUCCAUGACCGCCACAGGAAUGCGCCACAUCCGGAAAAGGCUGCAUGAGCGCCACACGCGGGGCUGGUGCCAGCGGCUGCGGGGCGUGCUGUCCUCUAUGGACCACAAGGGGUCUGGGCAGGUGGAGUUCCGGCAUGUCUUCGCGACCACGGUGAACAAUUGGCGCUUCACUGAGACUCCAGAGUACCUGAGCGCAGUUGGCGCGCUCGCCGAGAAGAGGGUCAAAGGGGGCAGCCCAGGCGUGCUCAUUCCGAACUACGUGUCUGGCAUGAACAGCUGCGAAUCUCCGACCGAGCACCCAGCGAUGUCCUGUUGCCCAGAUGAGUGCGAGGCUGACAUCAUGCCACGCCUAGAGGCCGCUGCAGCAGGGCCCCGCAUCGCACCGAAGAAGGUUUGGGCGGCGCUGUCCCACCUGAUCAAAAGAGACAAGUUGGCCACGGCCGAAAAGCGCAAGGAGCUGCGCUCUCGGCUGCGCGCCCUGGGGCUCAGGUCCGGGGACGGCCUUGUCGAGGUUCACGGGCGGCAGCUUGGCCGCUGGUUGCACCGCGCGUUCCCGCACAAGUGCCGCGGGCCCGCUGCCCGCGGCUCCCCAGCCCUGGUGGACCCGACUCUGUCGCGCCAAGCUUGGGUUAACGAUGGCAAAUUUCAGCCCACGGCAGCAGAAGACAUCGAGGUGAUCCGCGCACACCUGCAGGCCCGCUGGGGUCCAGACGGUACGGGCGCGGACCCGCAUUGCUUUGCGGCGAGGAGCACGAUGAGUUUAGACGAGGAGCUGCAGCUAGUCCACAAGCUCAACGAUCAGCAGAAAAGCGGCGGGCCGCCUGUGCAGCAGGCACUAGAAAACGCCCUCAACGUCCGUGUUCUCGACAGCUCGUCCCAUGCGGAGCACAUAUUGGCCACCAUUCUGGCAAUAGCACUGCUGGGGCCCUUGGCAGCGGCGGUCGCCCUGAUGGGCGGGGACACCGUCAAGGUCUGCUCCUUCCUGGCGGCUGCCGCGGCCCUAGCAGGGCGGCUCAGCUCCGCUCGGCCGGUGGCACCGCGUGCGCAGGAGUGCCGCGAGCGCGGCGUGGGUGUGGCCCUCGGCCGCGAAGGCCCUUGCUGGGCCUGCGAGGCAGGCCCCGCGGUGACCGAGAAGGACGAGUCCACGGACUCGGGAGACACGGAGUCGGUUUCUCCCGCGUCUGAGUACUCGGAGGCCGCUAGGGAGCUGUGCGCAGAGGACUCAGACUCGGAGCGCGAGACCGUCAAGGCUUCCGCGGAGGCGGACCGCGGCUGCGUCGACGCCAGCGAUGCGUUCCCGAUCCAGACGGAGGUGUCCCCAGACGUGGCGACCAAGGCCGACAAGGAGGAGGCAGAUCCUCAGGAAGCACCUGCAGCAGGUGAGGUAAUGCCGCUAGCAGAGGCGGCUGGUGCCAGGCAGCUUCCGAGGCAGGCGACGUUCCCGAAGGGCUUCUGGCCUCCCCCAGGGCUGGAGCCGCCGCCGGGGCUGCAGCUUAUAUUCGAGGCCGUCGGGCUCGAGCCCGACCUUCAUCGUCCGCACCAGGAGCAGAGUCCCCCCAGCGUGGAGCUCACCGUGCAUGAGCGAACGAGCGUCGAGGAACACAGCCCCGCUCCGCCUCAUGAGUGUAAUGUACCGCACCCGCAUCGCCUCACGCAGCAGGCCUAACCCGCCGCAUUAGCGCGGCGUGCCGCCACUUCAGGUAGGGCAGAUGCUCCUCCUCGAUCCUAGAACUGCUGUGCUCAUCUCGCUCGAGCAUCCAAAUGUGACCUUAACACCGAAUUCAGCAAGCACUGCAUGCCGUCAGAUCGCUUCGAGCUGACUCGCGCUUCCAGCCUCUUCCUGUCGCUGGUGAAUGCCAGGACUGAGUCGAGGUUCCCGUGAACCAAGUAGUGUAGAGCAUUGCUUGCAGCGGCGAGGGGCAGAUGCGCCUGCAUGUCUUGGCACCCUCUGGCACACUGCCCCACGGCGAGUGAAGGACGGGCACUCUGCAAGCACAUGUUGGCGACUUGCGUGUCUUCCUGCCCAUACUCCGACAUAAAGUGCCGUCGCCAGCUCUCGACCCCCCCACCUCAUCACGGCUGGGGCGAGGAGAAGCGACCAGACAGAGGGCCCUCGUGGCGGCCGCCAAUCCAGCCCUCCGCCCCUCCACGGUGCAGUCC
Molecule: messenger RNA, 3013 nt
Organism: Prorocentrum cordatum
Lineage: Eukaryota; Dinophyceae; Prorocentrales; Prorocentraceae
Source: the annotation of a GenBank genome assembly